This is a messenger RNA of Botrytis fragariae, 1716 nucleotides long. RefSeq lists its product as uncharacterized. NCBI's taxonomy places the organism in Eukaryota, Fungi, Ascomycota, Leotiomycetes, Helotiales, Sclerotiniaceae. The transcript has 5 exons. The record is from RefSeq and is a predicted model, not a curated record. Bases 1 to 1716 code for a protein of 571 amino acids.
AUGGCAGGAGCAAACUCUGAAGGUAUUGCUUGGUUCCCUCGAGCAGCUUUAAAAUGCUGGGGCUUUGACCCAGAUGAUGCCAAACAGUUCUAUAGUCAUAUUCUACUCGAGAUAGUUUCCAACUCUUAUGUCGAUGAAGGCUUCGGUGCCCCUGAUAUUCCUUGUCGCGACAUCAACCGCUUAGGAAAGCAGAUUCUCAGUAAACCUGUACGAAAGACUUAUGUCCGUUACAGAUAUAUGAACGCUAUGGCCGGCAGCACUUGCAUGGGUACCAAACGACAAGAUUCUGUCGGGGGUACCGAUGCUUACUUUCAAAUUAGUGAUCAGAGCGGAAAGAAUGAGGUUGGGCUUUGGCCAUGCCUCAUUCCUACGCUCGACGAACAGUUUCUCUGGGUAGAUUUGUCUUAUCCACUGAGAUGUAUCUAUAUCCCGCUAUGUCAAGAAGCGCAUAAAAGAUACCCUGGUCUGUGCACGUACACUCGGGUAGCAAUGCAUCUUUAUAGUCCAACCCUAAAGAUCUACAGAUAUAUCAAGCUCGACGAGGAAGAACUUAUUAGAGGGAAUUACAAUCUUCUUAACCGCGAAAAGGACUACGCCAAACAGAUCGAUACUCUUAAUAGAGGUAGUGUUGGCCAGAAAAUGAGAGAAAGAGAAGGUCACACGCUGAAAUCGGAGUUGACGAAAUUGGCACACCGAAUGGAGCAUAGAAAUCCGAUAACAAAGCUGCCAAUUACAAAGGAACCCGGUGUCUUUGGCGCCGAGAAAAGGAGAGAACAAGGAAUCUUCGGUGAUGACUUUGAAGUGAUGAAUCAAGCAGGUCUCGUUCAACUUGACAGGUUGAUCAUUAGCCAAUACGGCAUCAGUGUUACUUACCAAGGAAAUGGGUACGACAAAGAUUGGAUUGUCAAGUGCCUCAUGGGUAUUGUGGCUGUGGGUCUCAGCCGUAUUCUGAUGAUUGGACCUUUAGUUGCUUUGGGGUCUCAAUUGAUCACAGAUGCUAUCUUAGACCCAGAGUUUUUCACAACUGCACAAGAACUUGUUGCCAAAAUACCAGAUAUUACUCAGCCUUCGCAUGUGCUGGCUUUGGAGGGUGACGACAAGCAGGGCAGAUCAAUUCAAGUUGGGCCUGAUGCUAGUAAUAGAGGCGGAGGGAGUGGUCAAAGUGAUAAAAAGGUUGAUACAUUGAUCAACAAUGAUACUUUUGAGAAUUUCAACGAUGAGCCUGAGAAGAGUGGGGAGGAGGAAAACGAUGGGAAGGAGGGCAGUGAAAUCGAUGGAGAUAAUACUUCUGAAGAUGGGGCCAAGCAUGACCCGGAAAACGAGGCAGAAGAGGGCGAUGAGAAUAAUCAGGAAGAAGAGGGAACAAGGAGUAAUGAGGAGGGAGAGGAGGGAGAGGAGGGAGGAAGUGAAGUUCAGGUAGGCUCUGAUGGGGAAAAUGGGAAAAGUCAGGAUGAGGAAGAGGCGGAAGGAAGUGAGGCUCAGGUGGGUUCGGAUAAUGGGGACAAUGAGAAAAGUCAGGAUGAGGGUGGGAGUGGAGCGAAUGCCGUUGUGGAUCAAGAUGACGCAAACAGCAAAGAUAGUCAGGAGGGAGAUGAGAUUUCUAAGAACGAGGCUUCUGAGGAAGAUCUUAAAAGCGAGGACGAUGGUGGAGAAAAUGAUGAUAAUAAUGAAGAAGAGAACGAGGGAAAAAAUCAGGAAGCUGAAGAUGAAGGAUGA